AAGUCAAACUAGCUCCACUCGCGGGCCUACAGUUCCCCUUCUUACAAUAUAAAAGGAUUUUUUAGCCUUAAGCCACUGGCCACCUUGCGAGUUGUGAACUUAAGCCUUAAUAAUCCGCCAGAAAAAUAAACCGAUCUAAACAGUGUUGGAGCAGUCCAAAACCAUGGCGCAAAAUAUCAACUUGACAAUCGAUCCAAGGAGUGGGUUUUGCAGAUCCAAUUCAACCUUCUACAGCAAACGCAACCCCAUUCCUCUCCCCAGGAACGAUUCCCUCGACGUUACCACUUUCAUCUCGGCUCGGGCCCACCACGGUAAAUUUGCCUUCAUCGACGCCGGUACCGGCCGCCGUCUAACCUUCUCGGAACUAUGGCGAGCUGUUGAUUCCGUCGCCACGUGUCUUUCCGACAUGGGAAUCCGGAAAGGCCACGUUGUCCUGCUCCUUUCACCAAACUCCAUCUUCUUCCCCAUUGUUUGCCUCUCUGUUAUGUCCCUCGGCGCUAUCAUAACCACCACUAACCCCCUCAACAUGGCUGCUGAAAUCGGAAAACAAAUUGCAGAUUCUAAGCCAGUUCUCGCCUUUACUAUUCCUCAACUCCUUCCUAAACUAGCCGGGUCCACCAUUCCUAUCGUGCUUCUAGAUGAUAGUGUGAACAAUAACGUUGGGGAGGCAAAGAUUGUAACAACUUUAAAUCAGAUGAUGAAGACGGAACCGAGUGGGAGUCGAGUCAGGGACCGAGUCAAUCAGGAUGACACGGCGACUCUGCUUUAUUCAUCUGGUACAACAGGUGCCAGCAAGGGAGUGGUUUCGUCUCAUAGAAACCUGAUUGCGAUGGUACAAACGGUGCUAGGCAGAUUCAGUCUAGAAGAAGGAGAGCAAAGGUUUAUCUGUACGGUUCCCAUGUUUCAUAUCUAUGGCUUAGUCGCGUUUGCCACUGGGCUGCUGGCGUCAGGAUCAACGGUCAUAGUUUUAUCAAAGUUCGAGAUGCACGACAUGCUAUCAACGAUCGAGAAGUACCGGGCCACCUACCUCCCUCUCGUGCCGCCGAUACUCGUGGCAAUGGUAAACGCCGCGGAUCAGAUACGGAAAAAGUAUGAUUUGAGUUCGUUGCAUUCAGCGUUGUCAGGUGGGGCUCCGCUGAGUAAGGAAGUGAUUGAGGGGUUUCUGGAAAAGUAUCCGAAUGUAAAAAUUCUUCAGGGGUACGGUUUGACAGAGUCAACUGGGAUUGGUGCGUCAACGGACUCUUUGGAGGAGAGUCGGAGGUAUGGUACGGCGGGGAUGUUGUCGCCGAGCAUGGAGGCUAAGAUUGUGGACCCGGAUAGUGGUAAGGCUUUGAUGGUGAAUCAGACGGGUGAGCUUUGGCUUAGGGGUCCCUCCAUUAUGAAAGGCUAUUUCAGUAAUCCAGAAGCAACAAUAUCAACUCUUGAUUCAGAGGGAUGGCUGAAGACUGGAGAUUUAUGCUAUAUUGAUGAUGAUGGCUUCAUUUUUGUAGUUGACAGAUUGAAGGAGCUGAUCAAGUACAAGGGAUAUCAGGUUCCUCCUGCAGAACUUGAGGCAUUGCUCCUUUCCCACCCUGAAAUUUUAGAUGCUGCUGUUAUUCCGUUUCCUGAUAAGGAGGUUGGGCAGUUUCCGAUGGCAUAUGUGGUAAGAAAACCCGGAAGCAAUUUAUCAGAGACUGCAGUCAUGGAUUUUGUGGCUAGACAGGUCGCCCCAUACAAAAGAAUCCGGAAAGUAGCAUUUGUAGCUUCAAUUCCCAAGAAUCCAUCUGGCAAGAUUCUUAGGAAGGAUCUAAUAAAGCUCGCAACCUCGAAACUCUGAACGGUUUUGGUUUAGGCUUGCCUCUGAACAUAGUCAAAGAACAGUAGUAUUAUGGUUCUGUAAGCAUUGUAUUCAAAUUCAUAGCCAGUUUGGCAUUUCUUCGCUUUGGUUAUCAGAAUUACUUUUAAGAAAAUAAGAGCUAUGGUUUUAUUAUGUUAAUUUGGAACCUAGCUAAUGAAAGUUAGAAAUAAGGACAACAGAUUUGGUACAAAUUUUUGUGGUUCACGAGUGCAACAAUUUUCACUUAAAUAAUACGCACGAUAGGUAGGUGGGGCACUUAAAUAUAACUGCAUUAAUAUGUAAUAAAAUUUUUGUGUAAAUGGUUUGUUUAUUCAUCCAAAAGAAUCAAAACAAGUCCGCAACAAGAAACAAGAGUAUUGAGAGUUUACAGCAAAUGAAUCAACAAAUGACAAUUAAACUAACUGAUGAGUACCCAUGAACGACGAAGGCCGGGAUUUGCAGAAACAGAUUUUAGCAAGGACGAGUUGGCAAUUUUCAGUGGAACAUCUUUGAUAAAAGCAACACUAGCAGCAGCAGCUCCAUGAUGAGAGCUCCCAUAUUUGCUAUGAUUUCGCUCUCUCCAGAUAAAGUAAAUGGAGGCUGUCCAAGCAAGCAUGAGAAUAAUUAUAGCCAGGGACUUGCCUUUCAGAUUAUUGCUGGCCAAUUAAAGCUAAAAUUGCCAGUCCCCCACAGUUCUAACAAUGCCUGAGACUUGAAGAAUAUUCCCCCAAGCCUGUUGAGAAAAGGGGCACGAGAAAAAUAAGUGAUCUGGGGUCUCAGGAGCAAGACCACAGAACCAGCAAUCUGUGGCAACAGAAGUAGAGUUAGCCAUGUAGAUAUGCGCUGAAAAGUAGGCAGUCUAUCCAGCAUCCAGUAAUUUUAUGCUUUUGUCGUCCUUGAUAUAAACCCAAAGCACUACGUAAUGGUAGGAACUAGUUGAAAUUAUCAUCCUUCUAAUUACUGCAAUGCAGUAAUUGGUAGUAUUAAAUCGCUACAGCUGUCCAUGGAUAAGCCGUCCUGUCUGUCUAGCUAAGUUUC
Durio zibethinus is the source of this 2854-nucleotide messenger RNA. Its product is annotated as putative CoA ligase CCL5. Gene Ontology annotation, cellular component: peroxisome. Gene Ontology annotation, molecular function: CoA-ligase activity. The record is from RefSeq and is a predicted model, not a curated record. NCBI's taxonomy places the organism in Eukaryota, Viridiplantae, Streptophyta, Magnoliopsida, Malvales, Malvaceae.